Molecule: messenger RNA, 1154 nt
Organism: Carassius auratus (goldfish)
Lineage: Eukaryota; Metazoa; Chordata; Actinopteri; Cypriniformes; Cyprinidae
Product: THAP domain-containing protein 1-like
Exons: 3
Coding region: 65-760 (231 amino acids)
Source: RefSeq, a predicted model, not a curated record
GCAAAGAAAAGCCCAUCCCACAACCAUCAUGUAAACAAAACACAAAUGUAUCUAUUCACAGGUGAUGUGUAAAUCGCCCAUUACCACCUUUUACAAGAACGAGAACCAGCAAUCACCGCACUAUAAAGCCCUUGCAUGCAGAAUCAUUCAUCACUCAGGUCAGGAACUUUGGUUAAGGUCUGUAAACAGAGCUGAAGAGAUGCAAUCGUGUGAUUUCUGCGGAUACUGCCCUGGCGAGAAUACCCACGGUGUCUCAUUCAAAUUCCCUUUAAAAGAGGAACAUCGUCGUCACUGGAUAGUGAAUAUGGGGAAGGACGCGGAAUGGACUCCAUCUGGAUCCUCGUCUCUGUGCUCCGCUCAUUUCACUCCAGAUUGCUUUGAAUCCGGAUCAGCGCGUUUACACUCAGACGCGAUUCCGACUCUAUUUAAUUUCACACAGUCUAAGAAUCAGAUGCUAAAGGACACUGAAACUCUCCCACCACAGCAAGGAUCUACUGAAUCCUCUGAGUCUUCCAGAUCAUCCUGCUCUGACUGCCAUAAGCAUCUGCAGGCCACGGAAAGAAAUUACCAGCUGAAAUUAGCUGCUGCUCAGCUUCAGAUAAAAGAGUACAAGAAGAAUCUAGCAGAGGAGUCACGGAAAGCAGCACAAUGGCAGAAGCGAGCAAUAGUUUUGCAGAGCGCUAUCAGAGCAAUGAAACAAAGGGGGUCAAUACCUGCUUCAAGAAAAACAUCUACACCUAAAAACAAUCAUUUGGACUGAAAGAACACAUAGUCCACACAGCAAUUUUCAAAAUACUUAUACAUAUAAUUUACACUUUAUAUGUAUACAAAAUAUUCUUACCAAUUAAAAAAUACACGUACUAUUGCAUUUUACAUAAGCAACAGUGAACACAAGACAGGUCAUGAGUUAAAUAAAAGACAAAAAAAGUGCAAGUUUAACUUUACACAAAAAGAAUAAUGGUUACAGUAAUUUAAAUGUAUAGCACCAACGGACAUUUUACUACAGAAAUUCUAUGCUGUCAGUCUACUGACAACAACAAUGUAACAUUGAAUAAAAAGAUGUUUCUGCAUUGUUACGAUAUAGAUAUAUUCACAUAAUGACCCUGCUAUAAUUAAAAACAACUUUGGCUGAAAAAUAAAAUGAUAAAUCCUGA